AUGUCACUAAGCUCCGCCAAUGCUCAGGUCAGGCCCAAGGCUGAAGAUGCUGGCGAAGAUUGCCAGAGAAUGACAAUGACGAGAACGACAAGAACAAAGGGACAAGGAAUUAAAAAAGGACCUGGUCCUGCAAAGCCAGCUGGGAAAGCAGCAGCAAAACCAGCUGAAAAGCCAGCCCCUAAAGAAGGAGCCCAUGAUGGAGAACUUCCACCAGACGACACAAAUCCUGAAGAACGCUCCCCUGAAUUAAUAGGAUUAUUCAUUGAAGCACCAGAAAAUGUAUCAGUGGAAGCUGGAAAGGAUAUCAUUCUGAAAGCAAGUGUUGAUGCGAGCCAGCUGACUGUGAAGCCAUCCAUUAAGUGGUUCAAAGGCAAAUGGCUGGAGCUGGGUAGCAAAAGUGGAACUCGAUUUCAGUUUAAGGAAAAUGUUGAGAAAGAAAAGAAGAUAUAUCAUUUUGAACUGAAGAUUCUGAAGGCAGUAGAGGCCGAUUCUGGUGGAUAUAGAUGUGAAGUGAUUUCCAAAGACAAAUGUGACAGUGCUUCUUUCAAUAUUGACGUGGAAGCAUCAAGAGAUGAAGACAAUAUUUUGCAAGCUUUCAAAAGAACGGGUGAACCAAAAAAAGAUGAUAAUGCAGGAGAACUCGACUUUAGUGGACUGCUCAAGAAAAGGGAGGAAAAGGAAAAGAAGGAUGAGCCAGAAGGAAUCCCACCUGAUGUCUGGGAAAUACUAAAAAAUGCCAAACCAAGCGAGUUUGAAAGAAUUGCCUUUCAGUAUGGUGUGACUGACCUUAGAGGCAUGCUGAAGCGUCUGAAAAAGGUGAAAGUAGAACCCAAAAAAAGUGCAGCAUUUACAAAGAAACUGGAACCAUGCUAUUCAAUAGAUAAGGGCCACAAGAUUAAAAUGAUUAUAGAGGUUGCAAACCCUGAUAUUCAGAUAAAAUGGUUUAAGAAUGGCCAGGAGAUCCGUCCCAGUGCCAAGUAUGUGUUUGAGAAUGUUGGCCUGAAAAGAAUAUUGAUCAUCAACAAAUGUACGCUCGCAGAUGAUGCCGAAUAUGACUGUGUUGUUGGUGAUGAGAAAUGUUCUACAGAGCUGUUUGUGAAAGAACCUCCUGUCACAAUUGUGAAACCGCUGGAUGAUCAUCAAUUGUUUGUGGGAGAGAGAGUGGAAAUGGAAGUUGAGGUAUCAGAAGAAGGAGCUGCAGUCAUGUGGUUGAAAGAUGGAGUUGAACUAACUCGGGAGGAAACAUUAAAAUAUCGUUUUAAGAAAGAUGGGAAAAAGCACAUGUUGAUCAUAAAUGAGGCCACAUUAGAAGAUUCUGGCCGCUACCAAGUAAUGACAAAUGGUGGAAAGUGUGAAGCUGACCUCAUAGUUGAAGAGAAACAGCUUGAAGUGAUCCAAGGCAUUGCUGACCUAACAGUGAAGGCCACAGACCAAGCUGUCUUUAAAUGUGAGGUGUCUGAUGAAAAAGUGACUGGGAAAUGGUAUAAAAAUGGAGUAGAGAUCCGACCAAGCAAGCGCAUCACAAUGACUCACAAGGGCAGGAUUCACAAGCUGGUGAUUGACGAUGUGAAGCCAGAAGAUGAAGCUGACUACACUUUUGUUCCCAAUGGGUUCGCUUUGACUCUUUCUGCUAAACUAAAUUUCCUUGAAAUCAAAGUGGAGUAUGUUCCACGUCAAGAACCACCUAAAAUCCACUUGGACUGCUCCGGUGGGGAACAUAUCAACACCAUUAUUGUUGUGGCUGGAAACAAACUGCGUUUUGAUGUUCCGAUCACUGGAGAACCUGCACCAACUGUAUCCUGGUUCAGAAAAGGACAGGAGUUUAAAGAUACAGAAGGACGCGUGCAUAUUGAGCUUAGGACAGAGCUAAGCAGCCUAGUAAUUGAAGGAGCUGAGAGGUCUGAUGAAGGCCAAUAUGACAUUGUGGUGACCAACCCUGUUGGUGAAGACAAGGCCACCCUGAUCGUCAAAGUAGUGGAUGUGCCUGAUCCUCCCGAGAAUGUUCGCAUCACCAGUGUUGGUGAGGACUGGGCUAGUGUUGUUUGGGAACCUCCAAAAUAUAAUGGUGGAAAGGAGGUAACAGGAUACCUCAUUGAAAGAAAGAAGAAAGGUAGUCAGAGAUGGAUGAAGAUGAACUUUGAAGUGUACCCAGAGACCUCAUAUCAGUCAGUAAAGAUGAUUGAAGGCAUCAUGUAUGAAAUUAGAGUGUUUGCUGUAAAUGACAUUGGUAUAUCCCAGCAAGCCAACACAUCCAAACCAUUUAUGCCAAUUGCUCCAACGAGUGAACCUCUACAUUUGACGGUUGAUGACGUCACAGACACAACCUGCACCCUUAAGUGGAGACCACCAGAUCGUAUUGGAGCUGGAGGAAUUGAUGGGUAUUUGAUUGAGUACCGCAAAGAAGGAGAUACAGAAUGGACCCCGGCUAACACUGAACUGGUAGAAAGAUGUGGAUACACAGUAAGGGAUCUUCCUACGGGAGAGAAAAUUGAAUUCCGAGUUAUUGCUGUAAAUAUUGCAGGACAAAGUGAACCAACAUCCCUUGCUCAACCUGUCACUAUCCGGGAGAUUGUGCAACAACCAAAGAUUCGUUUGCCUAGACACCUCAGGCAAACCUAUAUUAGAAGAGUUGGAGAGCAAGUCAAUCUGGUCAUCCCCUUUCAGGGAAAACCAAGACCAAAGGUGACAUGGAACAAAGAGGGAAAACCUCUGGAUACCAAGCAAGUUAAUGUCAGAACUACUGAUGUCGACACCAUUAUUUUUAUAAGAUCAGCCGAAAGGGGACACUCUGGAAAAUAUGGUCUAAGUGUACAGAUAGAAAACAUGGAGGAUAAAGCAGACAUCAACAUUCGAAUUGUGGAAAAACCCGGUCCUCCCCAAGCAGUAACCGUCAAAGAGGUUUGGGGAUUCAAUGCCUUAUUGGAGUGGUUACCUCCAAAAGACAAUGGGAAUUCAGAAAUCACAGGCUAUACAAUACAGAAAGCGGACAAGAAGACAAUGGAAUGGUUUACUGUAUUUGAACAUAACCGAAAAACCCAAUGUACCAUUUCAGACCUUGUCAUGGGUAAUGUAUACUAUUUCAGAGUGUUCAGUGAGAACAUAUGUGGCCUAAGCGAGAACCCGUGUGUUUCCAAGAACACUGCAGUCAUCCAGAAAACAGGUAUAGUCUACAAGCCAAACGACUACAAAGAACGAGAUGUCAGCAGUCCUCCUAAGUUCCUAACCCCACUCAUAGACCGCACUGUAGUUGCUGGUUACAGCACAGCCUUGAAUUGCGCAGUAAGGGGCCAUCCAAAGCCUAAGGUGAUAUGGAUGAAAAAUAAAAUGGAGAUCAGAGAUGACCCCAAAUUCAUCAUGAAGCACAAUCAGGGGGUCCUCACUCUUAAUAUUCGCAAGCCCAGCCUCUUUGAUGGUGGAACCUACUCAUGCAAAGCAGUAAAUGAGCUGGGAGAAGCUGUAGUGGACUGCAAACUGGAAGUCAGAGUUCCCCAAUAAAGAUGUCUCCAGUUA
Hyla sarda is the source of this 3510-nucleotide messenger RNA. RefSeq names its product myosin binding protein C2 (gene MYBPC2). The transcript has 29 exons. NCBI's taxonomy places the organism in Eukaryota, Metazoa, Chordata, Amphibia, Anura, Hylidae. The record is from RefSeq and is a predicted model, not a curated record. Gene Ontology annotation, molecular function: protein binding. Bases 1 to 3495 code for a protein of 1164 amino acids.